AUGUCAAAUUUUGUGCUUCAUCAACAGCAAGAAGAUACAGCUCGACAAAGUGACUGCCUUGAAGAAAUUCAGCCACCUAAGUUGUUUGGGAUAAUAAAAAAGCCAGAAGACCCUUCGAUUAAGUCAUUAUUUACAUGGCAAGACGAAUCUCCAAAAGCGCGGCCUAAAGGUGAGUAUUGUUAUCUGACUGAAAUGAGGGAUUCAUAUAGAGGGUUCUAUUUUAAGCCUGAAGAACAAAAAAUGUAUCGAGGAAGCCCAUGUCACCAAAGUCCUCGUCCUAAUGAAAACUUAAAUAAUGAAUCCUUAGAUCAAGAACUCCAAAUAGAAGCUUCAAUAGAGCCUCAAGAACAGCUGCCAAAGCCUCAAAAGCGUGAGCCAAUAAAAGCAAAUAUUAAGCCUUUAGACCGUAAUGCAAGAUCAAGAUCUUCAAUUGACAUUUUAAAGCCUCAUCGAAAUCCAUCUUCAGGAGGAAUAAGGACUCAAAGAUUAUCUAAAGGCUCCAAAAGGCCAUCUUCAGCUAAACCAAUUGAUAAUGAAGCGAUGCGUAAAGAGCGCCAAGACGCCAGAAUAAAAAAACUCAAUCAAACCACAAGGUGGCUGCCUAAUUCUGCGUUUACUACUUAUUUUGGGAAACCCGCUUUUGAAAACUAUGGACAAGGAAAUAUAAAUCCGACGUAUGGAGGGUUAAUGUAUGGGAAUUAUAUGAAAAGCCACAAUAUAGCACCUCAUGAAGGCCAAAAUAACCCACAAUAUUCGCAGGUUUAUUUUACAGCUGAAAAAACGGCAUCUAGAAAAAAGCCAAGAUCUCCAGAGCCGCCGAGAAAAUGUAAAGACGAGGAUAGACUUGCCCCGCAGCAGAUCGAGGAAAUGAAACAAAGAAAUAAAGUUUUGGCUGAAGAUAGGGUGAUGCCUUCUAGAGAAAUUGUGAAGCCGGAUUUAUAUAAAGUUAAAACUUUUAAGAGUGAACAUAAUACUCCAAAUGUAUCAGUUAGGAUUGAAAAGGAGAAAAAAGAUGCAAAAAAGAUAGAACACACAAGUAUUUUAUAUAUAAAAAAUAUUUUUCAUAAAUAUUUCAUAUGAUAAAUCUCUUUUGGCAUAUAGAAAUAUAAGAAUUAUAAAUAUAUAAUCCCUUUAAUAUAUUAAAAAAAUCUAGAAAAAUGUCACCUCCUUGAUACAAACUCCUAUAUCAGUAGAAAAUAAGCAAAUUGAAAAAAAAUCUGAAACCUCGAAACUUCAAGCUGCUGAAGCAAAAACAAAAGAAAACAGCUUAGAAAAUGGAGAAUCAAAAGAAAAAGAAAGCAUUGAGAAAGAAGAGCAAGAAAAUAAUGAAAAUAUGAUUGAUAAAGAAAGCUUGGCAGGAUCAUCUUGUGAAGAAUGUGUUAGAUUAAACCCAAAUAAAAGAAAAUUAGUCACAACUUAUCAAGAUAUGACGUCAAGGCUACCUUUUGCACCUAAACAAGUUGUAGAGGAGCCUUUUAAGUAUUGUGCGAAAUGCCUUGAAGCUUUAUACCCAAGCAAGGUUGAAGAUGUGAAGCCUGAAAAUUUAUUGAAGCCACCUCAUAGCCUGGGCGAAAUUCCUUUCCAAGAGCUUAAUCCGAAAAAUUAUAAGACUUUACCUCCUCAGUGGACUCAAAGAAUCCCAGCAGCUGGAAAACUCAGUUAUAAGUCUCCUACUGCUUAUGAGGUUAUUUUUCAAGGGAAUGAGUAA
Blepharisma stoltei is the source of this 1708-nucleotide messenger RNA. The record is from the annotation of a GenBank genome assembly. Lineage: Eukaryota; Ciliophora; Heterotrichea; Heterotrichida; Blepharismidae.